Molecule: messenger RNA, 1020 nt
Organism: Aspergillus calidoustus
Lineage: Eukaryota; Fungi; Ascomycota; Eurotiomycetes; Eurotiales; Aspergillaceae
Source: the annotation of a GenBank genome assembly
AUGCUGCUUCGCCGUUCUCUCUCCUCCCUCUCCUCCCUCGCUACUCGACCCCUCCGAAGAAUCGAAUCGCCAAAACAACUCGCAAAAAGAAUGGCUGCCCUCCCUAACACAUACGACGGCCCCGUCGCUAUCGCCGUCAUCGGCGGCACCGGCCUCCGUGAACUCCCUGGCUUCACCCAGGUUGCCUCGCUCAACAUCACGACACCAUGGGGCACUCCCUCCUCCCCGAUCACCAUCCUGCACCACCAGCACGGCGAAAAGACUGUUGCCGUCGCCUUCCUUAGCCGACACGGCGCACACCACCAGAUCGCUCCCCACGAGGUCCCCGCCCGGGCCAACAUUGCCGCUCUCCGCUCCAUCGGCGUCCGCACCAUCAUUGCCUUUUCCGCCGUCGGCAGCUUGCAAGAGGAGAUCAAGCCCCGCGAUUUUGUUGUUCCAGACCAGGUCAUCGACCGCACCAAGGGUAUCCGGCCGUUCACCUUCUUUGAGGGAGGCAUUGUCGGCCACGUUCCGUUUGGCGAUCCGUUCGAUGAGGGCGUUGCUAAGAUUGUGAGGGCUUGCGGACACAGUUUGGAGGGAGAGGGUGUGGUCCUGCACGACCGCGGCACUCUUAUCUGCAUGGAGGGCCCCCAAUUCUCCACCCGCGCAGAGAGCAAGCUGUACCGCUCAUGGGGCGGCUCCGUCAUCAACAUGUCCUGCCUCCCUGAAGCCAAGCUCGCCCGCGAGGCCGAAAUCGCCUACCAGAUGAUCUGCAUGUCCACCGACUACGACUGCUGGCACGAGUCCGGCGACGACGUCACCGUCGAGAUGGUCAUGGGCAACAUGAAGGCCAACGCCGUCAACGCUAAGCACUUUGUCACCGCUGUGCUGGACGCUCUUGCUGCCGACGAGAACGCAGACCUUAUCCAGGCCAAGCACUAUGCGGGCUCUGUCAAGUUUGGCCUUAGCACUGCGCAGGCGAACUGGAGCCCUGAGGCGAGGGAGAAGAUGAACUGGUUGUUCCCGGGUUACUUUGAAUAA